This is a messenger RNA of Aspergillus ochraceoroseus IBT 24754, 759 nucleotides long. Its product is annotated as ribulose-phosphate 3-epimerase RPE1. The record is from RefSeq and is a predicted model, not a curated record. Gene Ontology annotation, molecular function: metal ion binding; D-ribulose-phosphate 3-epimerase activity. The coding region runs from base 1 to 759 and encodes 252 amino acids. Lineage: Eukaryota; Fungi; Ascomycota; Eurotiomycetes; Eurotiales; Aspergillaceae. The transcript is spliced from 3 exons. Gene Ontology annotation, cellular component: cytosol. Gene Ontology annotation, biological process: pentose-phosphate shunt, non-oxidative branch; pentose-phosphate shunt; carbohydrate metabolic process.
AUGUGUCCUCCAGCCAUUAUAGCACCCUCGAUCCUCAGCGCCGAUUUCGCGACUCUUGGUAGUGAAUGUUCGACCAAGAUAGCGCAAGGUGCGGAUUGGCUGCACGUUGACAUCAUGGACGGCCAUUUCGUCCCCAACAUUACUUUUGGAGCUCCUGUUGUCACCAAGAUUCGAUCCCAUGUUGCCCGUCCGGACCAGGCCCUUGGAAAAGGCACAUUUGACUGCCACAUGAUGAUUAUGGAGCCUCACAAAUGGGUCAAGGAUUUCAAAGAUGCGGGGUGCGAUCUCUACUGCUUUCACUACGAAGCGGCCGUGGCAUCCGUCGCAGCUACCAGUCCCGCGGACACAACAACAACCCGCAAAACUAGCCCGAAAGAAUUGAUCCGAUAUAUCCACGAACAGGGAAUGCAAGCCGGCAUUGCAAUUAAACCAGAUACCCCUGUUGAUGUGCUAUGGGAGAUUUUGGAGAAUGAGAAUCCAGAAGAAUGUCCAGAUAUGGUCCUCGUUAUGACGGUGCAUCCCGGCUUCGGGGGUCAAAAGUUUAUGGCUUCGGAGCUUCCCAAGGUGACUGCCCUCCGUGAGCGAUACCCAGACCUCAACAUUGAGGUUGACGGAGGACUUGGAGUGGGGACAAUAGAUCAAGCUGCUGAAGCAGGUGCCAAUGUGAUUGUCGCUGGUUCGGCAGUCUUCGGCGCUCAAGAUCCCGCCGACGUCAUCGCGAAACUGCGCGAGGCCGUAGACAAGCGGAGAAAGCAGUGA